AUGGACCCAAAGUCAAUAAGGCUAGGGGGCUCUCUUGAGGUGCCUUCUGUUCAAGAGCUGGCUAGGGAACAGUUAGGCACCGUUCCGCCGCGAUAUGUACGUCCCGUUCAAGAUCAUCCGAUCAUAUCUGAUAACUCCUCCUUACCUCAGGUCCCCAUCAUCGACUUGCAGAGCUUGCUUUCUGGAGAUUCCAAAGAUUUAGAGCUUGAAAAGCUACACCGUGCAUGCAAGGAAUGGAGUUUCUUUCAGCUGAUAAAUCAUGAAGUGAGCUCUUCAUUGGUGGACAAAUUGAAGAUUGAGAUUCAGGAGUUCUUCAAACUUCCAGUAGAGGAGAAGAAGAAGUUUGGGCAAGAACCAGGAGACAUAGAGGGAUUUGGACAGGCCUUUGUUGUAUCUGAGGAACAAAAGCUUGAUUGGGCAGAUAUGUUCUACAUUGUCACCCUUCCAACCUACUUAAGGAAACCCCAAUUAUUACCCAAGUUCCCUGCUCCUUUCAGUCCAUGGUUGGAAAAUCAACCUCUGAAGGUCUCCUUUGUGACCCACUCACUUCCAGCAGGUAGGUCAAUUACGACAUUGAGAGAUACCAUGGAAGCCCACUCAAUAGAAGUAAAAAACCUUGCCAUGAAUAUCCUUACCUUUAUAGCAAAAGCUUUAAAAAUGGAGGUUGGUGAUACGAGGGUGCUAUUUGAAGAAGGGAUGCAGGGAAUGAGGAUCAAUUACUAUCCUCCAUGUCCUCAACCGGAGUCGGUCAUUGGCCUGACCCCGCACUCGGAUUCCGGCGGCCUCACCAUUCUCCUCCAAGUUAGUGAAAUCGAAGGCCUCCAAAUAAAAAAGGAUGGAAUUUGGAUUCCGGUUGUUCCACUCCCUAAUGCAUUUACAGUCAACAUUGGAGACAUCUUGGAGAUUGUGACAAAUGGAAUUUACCGCAGUAUUGAGCAUCGAGCAGUAGUGAAUUCAAAGAAAGAGAGGCUUUCCAUCGCCGCUUUUCUUAGCCCAAAAUUAGAUGGAGAUCUAGGACCAGCUCCAAGCCUUAUCAAUGAACAAACACCAGCAUUAUUCAAAAGGAUUGGUGUUGCAGAUUUCUUCAGGGGAUAUUAUUCUCGCAAGCUUGAGGGAAAAUCAUAUUUGGAUAUCAUGAGGAUUGAAAAAGAUGGGCAAAAAUAUUAA
Messenger RNA from Ilex paraguariensis (yerba mate), 1167 nucleotides. Lineage: Eukaryota; Viridiplantae; Streptophyta; Magnoliopsida; Aquifoliales; Aquifoliaceae. The record is from the annotation of a GenBank genome assembly.